Messenger RNA from Macrosiphum euphorbiae (potato aphid), 552 nucleotides. The record is from the annotation of a GenBank genome assembly. NCBI's taxonomy places the organism in Eukaryota, Metazoa, Arthropoda, Insecta, Hemiptera, Aphididae.
AUGAAAAAGUGUCCGGAAUACAUGGACCGCAAGGUGUUCGAAUUCGGGACGGAGAAUGAGGGCCCAGGACCUGCAGCAUACGGGGCCCGGACGACGGUGGGUCGCCUGAACCGAUUGCCAACCGUAACCGGUGCACCAGCGUGCUCGGUGCAUCAGCGACUGGACUUAGGCAACGAGACCGAGGGGCCAGGGCCGGCAGUGUACAAUCUGGCGCAGCUGACGUACCGUGGUCGAGCCGUGGCGCCACGGUACAGCAUUGCCAAGAAACUGCCUUUCGACGGCGAUAUGGACAACCCGGGACCAGCGGCGUACAAGCCUAGAGUCCCGGUCAAGGGUCCGGUACCUAAGAUGCUGUUUCGGAUAAUCCACCCGGAUCCCAGAGCCGACAACCCUGGGUCCAACGUUUACAAGUUGCCGUCAACACUGUCACGAAAAAAGAUUACGCUGGCCAAGAAAAUCGACGAUAUUGUGGUGACUUCGGCGCUUAUCACCACUUUGCUCUCUCCGACCGAGUUACCACCCGCUCCGCGGUACCAACCAUAUUUAUAUUGA